CUUCAUUUAAGGUUCUGAAAUAAGGGUUUUUAAAGCCUCUGAUCUCAAUUUUGAAACUGGAUUGUUAAGAACUGUUCGAACAUUAACCCCUAAAAAUGAUUAUUUUCGCUCUGAAAUGCAAUUAUUUUUGAUAAAUCUGCAUUUAACAAAGGACUAAAAAUUGCCUUAAGCCUACCCGAGUGAUUCAUCCAUUUCUUUCUUAAAUCAAUUUUUUUCGACAGAAUUUCUGAAAUUUUGGCAAUCCUUUAUAAACCUUGCAUAUCAGAACAAAGCUCUUGGGCGAAACAAUGAAUGCAGGUUUAUUUAUUUUAUUUUUAAAAUCUUAAAAACUUGGAAAACGAUUGGAACUGGUUUUUAACUAGAAAUCCGCCUUUUCAUUGAAAACUAGAAAUCCGCCUUUUCAUCUACUUAAUGACAGCUCAGGGGAUAUGCUUUGUUUUGUUUUCAAAAUUCGGAUAGACUUGUAUCCCCAAUACUUUUCUAAAAAAAAAUUAGUAAUUAAAAUUACAAAGACUCAGAAAAGCAGAAAUGGUUUUUUUGUUCCUAGUUCCAGACCCCCUUUACUCGCGGUUUGCUCGCGAUAUUUGCAAAUUAGUAUUGUUGCUUGGACUCUGUGUAUCUUUCGGUGGUUUUCUUCAGUUUUUUUCGUAUCUUUGUGAUUUGGCGUGUACAGAGGAAGAUCCUAGUUGUAUCUAAAAGUGUGCAGCGAAGUACAUAAAAUGGAAAGAAAGGGGAAAAAACCGAUUAGAAUCCUUAGGGAUAGUUUUACAUAUGGGAAAAAUGCAAAGAAUGCGCCUCAUAUUCUGGCAGUUUUUUCCGAAAUUCAAGAUAUCGUUGGUAGUUUUAAUGGAAAGUGGAAGGUUGAUUUUAAGGAUACAAAAAUUGACAGAACUGUUCAAUAUGAGUUUACUUUGCCAGCAGAUGAAACAAAACAAUGUGAAAUAGAAGAACACCUUGACAGCAUUGAUAUGCUGAUAAAUGAAGAAAUGUUGCAGACAACAUCGAACAGGGCAACAGAAAUGGAAGACUGUUCCAGUGAAAACCAGAAAACUGUAGAAUCUUGUGAAAGCGAAAGUUGUGGUGAGUCAAGUGAUGAAAGUUGGGCCCCGUCAAAAGAUGCACAUGUCCAUGAGGAAAGUGAACAAGGGCAUUCAAGCAAGUCAUUACAAGAAGACCUUUCAGUUGAAAGUCAUAAGCAGAGGAAAUCAUCUGGUGAGCAAAAUGUUACUGCACCCCAGAGAAGAAAAAUUUCGUGUCCCUUGGUAAUGUGUAAUGCCAAGGUCGUGCAUCUCCCAAGACAUAUGCGAAAUGUGCAUCACUGGACGAAGGAAGCUGCUUCGAAAGUGCUAUUAAAAUACAAUAUCAGACAGCGACUCACCAAAGAACCGAAGAAAAAAGAUUAUCGUUGCCGUCGCAAGUGUCCCAUUGAUGAUUGCCACUCGAUUGUUCGACGUUUACCAAAGCACUUGCAAAAGGUGCACAAGUUAGAUAAAGCAUCGACGAUGUACCAACGUGCAAUUGUAGAUGCUCCCGUUGCUCCAAAUCGUAAGCAUGCCAUGAUUAAGUGGCAAGAAGAACAGUUAAAGAGGAAGACAUGGGAAGUGGAUCGAAGCCACCAACAUCGCAAGGAACAAGAAGAAGAAGAUGAAGAAGAACAGGAUGAAAAUAAAGAGGUUAUUGGUGAAAAUAAGCGUGGACGUUAUGACCAUGAUGAUGAUGACGACCAUAAUGAUGAUGAUGACGACCAUAAUGAUGAUGAUGAUGAUGAUGAUGAUGAUGAUAAUGAUGAUGGUAGUUUUAAUGAUGACGAUGGCGAUGACGAUGACGAAGAUGAAAGCAGCAGCAUGGAAGAUGUGAAACAGCAGACAAAAUCAACAUUACCACCUGUAAUCACGGAGUUUCAAGAGUGGUUGGCGUCUCCUGAUGGCAGCAAAAAAGAUGAAAAAACGGUCAUGCAACAUGGUUCUCAGCUGUAUAUCCUGCUAAAAGCCAUCGAUGAUUCAGAGAACAUUCAGUCCCUAUUUGACCUGAAGUUAAUCCGUCAAGUUUUUCUAAAUGUGCAUGUGAAGCAGAAAAAGUACGAAGCUGGCACAAUCAAGUCGUACCUCAUGAGUCUGCGGCAUUUCUUUUCGUUUGUGCUGUCUGACAAACCGGAAAGCAUCAAAUUCAAUUGGGUGGACGUAAGCUCUGCGCGGGAAAAGGUAAAGAUGUGGUCUGCGUCAUACAAGAGAGAGUCUAACACAAGAAAAUGGCAAAAGCUUGAGGAAGAUAUGCUUAACCGUUUGACGCCUUCAAAUAUCAGGAAGCUGGAGAAAAGUGCGGCAGCUCGAGAGGCUAUUAAGAUAAUUGGACAAUACUCUGAUUCAGCCGAGUCGACCCCUGUUACCCAAUCCAGUUACACCCUUGUCAGGGAUUUCCUAUUUACCCAAAUAUUCAUAGAUAAUGCCAAUCGACCAGGUGUCUUAGCUCAUAUGACGAUGGAGGAAUUUACUAACAUCCGAAAACAAGAUGACCAUUAUCUAAUAACAGUGAAGAAACAUAAAACGGCGCAUGUUCAUGGACCAGCUCGUGUCGUAUUGAGCGAAAAGCUGAAGUCGUGGAUGUCGGUAUUUGUUGGUGUGAUGCGAGCCCAUGUUACAACCCGAAUCAACGGUCCAGUAUUCUUAUCCUGGAAUGGAAAUGGUAUGAAUUCUGGGCACAUCACUAAGGCAGUACAAUCUGUGUUUAAAAAGGCUGGAGUGGACGUUAAAAUAACUUGCACCUCGUUUCGUAAGGCAGCAGUAACCAAAGUACACAUCGACAAGCCAGAAAUGAAGAAGUCGAAAACGUCCAUAGAAGCUUCGCGAAACCUUGGACGGCUGAUGCGAACCGACGAUGGAGGUGGAGAUAUUCUCGAGACCGCCACUACAGUAGAGGAAACAAUGGCUGUUGAUGGUAAGGGAAAGUCUUCCCCAUGCGAAUCAUCCGAGAGUGAAAGUAAAAGAGCUCCUUGGACUGACGACGACGUUGCCAAAAUUAAGAAAAUAUUCCAGAAGGAUAUAUUGAAGAAUAACGUAACCCUGGAUGUUGUUCGUCAUGGUGUCGAAACACAUGAAGAGCUUUGUGGCAUGUCACCAAGGCGAAUUUACGACAAGUUAAAGAAAGAGGGCAAGAAAAAUUUAGGUGAACUUGUUCCUGUCAUGGAGCUACCACAAGAGCACGAUUCUUUGGAAGAUAAAUUGGAUCGUAUGGAAGAUGUGCAAAAGCAUGCAGAAGAAUCAGGAACCAACGAUGACCAGUUAUCCACAAGCAUCAUUGCCCCUACAGAAAGGAAUAGCCUCUUCAAUUGUGACGAAGUCCAAACCAUACAAAAAUUGUUUGAGGAUAUGAUUCGGAAAACCGUGAUAAUUUCCAAAGUUGAAGUUGAAAAGAGAUGUUCUGGCAGCCGUGAUGGACGUAGUUUGUUGCAAAAGUCAACGCCUAUUGCCUUAGUCAAUAGAAUAAAAUAUGAACGAAGAAAACAUAGAUUGGCAAAAAACGUUAAGUAA
Molecule: messenger RNA, 3527 nt
Organism: Dendronephthya gigantea
Lineage: Eukaryota; Metazoa; Cnidaria; Anthozoa; Malacalcyonacea; Nephtheidae
Exons: 6
Coding region: 720-3527 (935 amino acids)
Biological process (GO): DNA integration; DNA recombination
Molecular function (GO): DNA binding
Source: RefSeq, a predicted model, not a curated record